Acyrthosiphon pisum (pea aphid) is the source of this 1549-nucleotide messenger RNA. Its product is annotated as cytochrome P450 protein. The record is from RefSeq and is marked provisional. Gene Ontology annotation, molecular function: oxidoreductase activity, acting on paired donors, with incorporation or reduction of molecular oxygen; heme binding; monooxygenase activity. Lineage: Eukaryota; Metazoa; Arthropoda; Insecta; Hemiptera; Aphididae.
AGUCAUUGCUUAAAUGUUAUUCAAGUAUACUCUGUAGUAGUUCAUACCAGUAAAAAAAAAAAAUCUGAAAGAUGUUAAUCUUUGCCAACUUUUGGAUGGACUUUAUCAUACUGGUCACAGUAUUAUUCUCAAUUAUCUAUUACUAUUGUACUUCAACAUUCAAUGUAUGGAAAAAACUCAAUGUGCCUUACGUCCGUCCAAUUCCUUUGUUUGGCAACUACUUGAAAGUAGCACUGGGCAUAGAGAAUCCAAUGGAAACGUACAAGAACAUUUAUUACGAGCUAGCUGGAUUCCAGUACGGGGGUAUGUUUCAGAUGCGGACACCAUACUUAAUGAUCCGCGAUCCUGAAAUCGUCAACAACAUACUGAUUAAGGACUUUUCGUAUUUUACCGAUCGUGGUAUUCACGUAGAUUUUAAAGCCGAACCCCUGUCAGAAGUACUGUUUCUAAUGGAAAACCCUCGAUGGAAAAAACUUAGAAGUAAAUUGAGCCCAGCGUUCACAUCGGGAAAACUUAAACAGAUGUAUAGUCAAAUUGAAAAGUGUGGCCAAGAUAUGAUAAUUAAUAUUUUUGCUGAGCUAAAGAAAAAUCCCAAUGAAAUUGAUAUACGAGAUAUUUUGGCAAAAUAUUCAAUAGAUGUUAUCGGUAGUUGUGCUUUUGGACUGGCGUUAAAUGUAGCAAGCGAUGAUACUUCAUUAUUUCGUAGCUAUGGAAAAACCGCAUUCGGACCAUCUAUAUUUUAUUUUAUAAGAGAGAUAUGUGUGAUGAUUUCACCGGCUAUUCUGAUUGUAAGACUUCCUUUUUUCCCAAAUAAAAACACUGCGUUUUUCGGAUCAGAAACACUCAGAAAAUAUCCUCUACUGUUUGCUCUGUUCAGAGUAGCUACAAAAACCUAUCGUGUACCAAACGAUUCAUUAAUAAUUGAGAAGGGGCAGAAAAUUAUAAUUCCCACUUUUUCACUACAUUUUGAUCCUAGAUAUUUUAGUGAUCCCGAAGUAUUCAAUCCUGAAAGAUUUUCCACCAAAGAAAAGGCAAUGCGACCUAAUGGCGUGUAUCUUCCAUUUGGCGAUGGACCCAGGCUUUGUAUUGGAAAACGUUUUGCUGAGAUGGAAAUGAAAUUAGCUUUAGUUGAAAUUUUAUCCAAAUUCGAAGUGGAACCGUGUGAGAAGACCGAGAUCCCUAUACAGUUUAGUAAAUUAUCCGUGGUAGUGAUUCCGAAAGAUGAAAAAAUUUUGUUAAAACUAAAUCCACUCUCUGAAUAAUUAUUCAAUUACUAAAUAGUAUACGAUUUGAUAAAUGUAUAAUUAAAGUAAUUUAAAUAUUAAAUUAUUAACAAGUGUUAUGUAAACAAGUCUAAAUUAAAUACCUUCAUUAAAUGUAAUUAACUCCACUCUCUGAAUAAUUAUUCAAUCACUAGAUAGUUUACAAUUUGAUAAAUGUAUAAUUAACGUAAUUUAAAUAUUAAACUAUUAACAAGUGUUAUGUAAACAAGUCUACAUUAAACAAUGUAAUUAAACUGCAACUCAAUAAAUUGACUAUUAAAUACAAA